Molecule: messenger RNA, 1546 nt
Organism: Odocoileus virginianus texanus
Lineage: Eukaryota; Metazoa; Chordata; Mammalia; Artiodactyla; Cervidae
Gene: PTGES
Product: prostaglandin E synthase
Biological process (GO): prostaglandin biosynthetic process
Cellular component (GO): membrane
Molecular function (GO): prostaglandin-E synthase activity
Source: RefSeq, a predicted model, not a curated record
GUCUCUUGCAUUGGCAGGUGGAUUCUUUACCACUGAGCCAGGAGGACUCUUCUGAUUCAACUGGAUUCACGGAGAAUCCAGGAAAAUCUCCCCAUUUUAGGACCUUGACUUAGUCCCUGCAAAGCCCCUUGGCCAUGUUCCCUAACAUACACACGCGCUCUGAGGAUGCAGAUUGGACAUCUUUGGGAGUGGGGAGAGGUGGGGAGGGGCACACUAUUCAACAAAGUGACAUUAGUGUCCUUACGGUGGUGGUUCAAGUGUCCAGGCUGAACGUGGGGGCAGAGAGUUCGGAUCUCAAGCCCACUCCCUGCCCUGACCCUCAGGGAGGCCCGGGUUAGUGAAUCUACCACCCCGUGGAGGUCGGGCAGGCUCCUGGCUUUGCUGCAUCCCCUGGCAGGCAGGCAGGGCCAUACAACCCUCCAAUUCCUAGGCUAGAGAGCGUUUAAGGAUUUGCCCUGGAGGGGUGGGGCGGGGCUAGAGGCCCAGUAGGGACACCACCCCGCCCCCCGGCCAUCCACAAACCCCCCACGGCGACUCUGCUACUUCCAAAACCCGAGAGAGCCGAAGUUGCUGCCCUUGGCUAGGAGUGGGCGGGUGCAGAGUACAGACAAGCCUCCCUGCGCUCUCCCUGCCCCUCCCUGCUCCCGGAGACACACGCGCCCGAGCUCUCCGCCCGCGGUCUCUUCCCUAACCGUCGCCGCCUAGAUGCAGCCCUCCGACCUGGAGCUGAUGAACGGCCAGGUGCUCCCCGCCUUUCUGCUCUGCAGCGCGCUGCUGGUCAUCAAGAUGUACGUGGUGGCCAUCAUCACCGGCCAAGUGAGGCUGCGGAAGAAGGCUUUUGCCAACCCCGAGGAUGCUCAGAGACAUGGAGGCCUUCAGUAUUGCCGGAACGACCCAGAUGUGGAACGCUGCCUCAGAGCCCACCGGAACGACAUGGAGACCAUCUACCCCUUCCUGUUCCUGGGCUUUGUCUACUGCUUCCUCGGGCCAAACCCCUUCGUCGCCCGGAUGCACUUCCUGGUCUUCUUCCUGGGCCGCAUGGUACACACCGUGGCCUACCUGGGGAAACUGCGGGCGCCCACCCGCUCCCUGGCCUACACUCUGGCCCAGCUCCCCUGUGCCUCCAUGGCCCUGCAGAUUGUCUGGGAGGCAGCCCGCCACCUGUGACCAGCCACGGACGCCACCUGGGCCGCCAGACCCCUGGCCACGAGCCACCGGGGCUGAACCUGGGGGACCGAUGGCCCCUUUGAGAUUGUGACAGGCCCCGGGGCCUGGUUUCCUGGCGACUGACUGAGCACAUGAUCUUGGGCCCAGGGGGCCUGUGUGUGUUUGCCAGUGUGUCCCCUGGAUUCCUGGGUGAAGUGGCCGAUUUUGGAACCGUUUAGAGAUGGAUCGUCAUGAUUGAUAGAAAAUUCUUCCACCGUAAAAACCUCCCUCCCUCUUCCUCCCCAAUGCUGGGAAAAGUGAACAGAGACUCGGUUCAGGUUUUGGAACCUAAUGACCUUCUGAAUCCAGGGAUGUAAUAAAUGAGGACUUCUCACCUCCA